AUGUCAAACCAACACGGCAGCAGUCCAUAUCCUCACCAAACGCAAUCCAAUUUUUCUAGCAUUCACCACCAACCACAAGCGGGCUCCUUUCAUUCAAUCGCAAAUAGUCGGAGUCUUCCUGUCAACACAUCCCUCAUGGCCUAUCCGCUUUCUCGUUCACAACCUGCCAGCUCUGGUGGCACGCGUGAACUUGUAGAUUCCGGAUGUGAUGGUCAGGGUGCCAUUAAUUGCUUACCCGUUACCCAACCGCGUCGUUCUUCGGUCCAUUCUGGGCGCCAUAUUUACUAUACUAUGCAUCCUUAUCUUCGUCAUCAGCCCUCUCUUUUACCAAAUGGAUGUGUCUCUAGUAACUCGGACUUAACUCGUCGCCAUGAACAGCAGCAUCGGUUGUAUAGUCUUUCCGGUGAAAGCAUAGUUGUGCGUCGCCUUCAUUCUACCUCUUCCUCUUCUUCUGUGACUUCUGUCGGCUUACCCAAUUUGGACUCGGUUGGAGCUCAGAAUUGCCUCGGUGCGGGUGGCGACUGCUCCAGUGCUGGUUCUAUCGACGAUGGCACAGACUUCGAUGAUUUGGGUCCCAUGGCAUGCCCUGAGUCUUGUUAUGCCUCCGAGCCACUCCCCUCUAGCUCUUAUUCAGACUUCGACGAUGGUGGACUAAAGUGUGAAGUUCGUCUUGUCGAUUGCAGAAAUGGAAUUAAUGAGGGCUAUUCACACUCAAAUUUCGAUUAUAUGGGUAAAUCGAUAGUUCUCCAUCAAAGUUCAUCUCUCAGGAGAUCCGUUCCUCCGCCUAUUUAUCUAGAUGGAGCUAGGGCCCCUGUGCGUAUCUCUGUUGGCGAUCCUUCGGAUGAACCUGCAUCCGCCGUGACAAUCAAAUCAAGCCCAAGCCACGAUUUUAUCAUCCGGUCCGAGUGA
Protopolystoma xenopodis is the source of this 909-nucleotide messenger RNA. Lineage: Eukaryota; Metazoa; Platyhelminthes; Monogenea; Polystomatidea; Polystomatidae. The record is from the annotation of a GenBank genome assembly.